This is a messenger RNA of Ictalurus furcatus (blue catfish), 7489 nucleotides long. It is a transcript of the gene kdm7ab, whose product is annotated as lysine (K)-specific demethylase 7Ab. The record is from RefSeq and is a predicted model, not a curated record. NCBI's taxonomy places the organism in Eukaryota, Metazoa, Chordata, Actinopteri, Siluriformes, Ictaluridae. Gene Ontology annotation, biological process: protein demethylation; regulation of transcription by RNA polymerase II. The transcript is spliced from 20 exons. Gene Ontology annotation, molecular function: transcription coregulator activity; histone demethylase activity. The coding region runs from base 231 to 3026 and encodes 931 amino acids.
UCAAAUAGGUCGGAUGUUUGUUUUGUUUUUUUGUGUGUGUUUUUAUUAUUACGUCAGAGCUACGUUCGUUUCGUGCCGCUUGCGUGAUUUUUUUUUUUUUUUUUUUAAAGGCCACUUCCGCAUAAUUAAGCAGAAGCCCCGCCUACCUUUUCUCCAGCCUCGGCGUUGUUUGGGGACAAGCAGACAGACAGGCAGUCAGGCAGGCAGUCAGUCAGUCAGUCGGUGUGAAGAUGGCGGCGGCUCCGCUGUACUGCGUCUGCCGGCAGCCUUACGACGUGAGCCGGUUUAUGAUAGAGUGCGAUAUUUGUAAGGACUGGUUUCACGGCAGCUGUGUUAAAGUCGAAGAACACCAUGCAGUGGACAUUGACGUUUAUCACUGCCCCAACUGUGAAGUUCCACACGGACCCUCCUUGAUGAAGAAGCGAAAGAACUGGCACAGGCACGACUACACAGAGCCGGACGAUGGCAGCAAGCCCGUGCAGGCCGGGACCCUGGUGUUUGUGCGCCAGCUGCAGGCCAGGACCUUUGCCAGUGCCGACGAGGUCCUGAUGAAGAUGCAUGGGAGCCAGGUGACGCAGCGCUAUCUGGAGAGGCACGGCUUCCGUUACCCCAUCGCCGUGACUCAGAAAGAAGGGCUUGGACUUCAGCUUCCUUCUUCAGACUUUUCUGUCAAAGACGUGGAACGAUAUGUUGGUGGUGACAAAGUGAUCGACGUAAUUGACGUAGCGAGGCAAGCAGACAGUAAGAUGAAACUGAGAGAGUUCGUCAAGUAUUACUACAGCCGUCAACGGCCAAAGGUGCUCAACGUCAUCAGCCUCGAGUUUUCCGACACCAAGAUGUCUGAGCUAGUGGAAGUCCCUGACAUUGCACAGAAGAUGUCCUGGGUAGAGAACUACUGGCCUGAUGACUCCUACUUCCCCAAACCCUUUGUACAGAAAUACUGCCUGAUGGGAGUGAAGGGCAGCUACACAGACUUCCACAUAGACUUCGGAGGCACGUCAGUGUGGUACCACGUGCUCUGGGGCGAGAAGAUAUUUUAUUUGAUCAAGCCUACCCCAACCAACCUCGCGCUGUACGAGGAGUGGAGCUCAUCACCGAACCAGAGCGAGGAGUUCUUCGGUGAGAAAGUGGAGAAGUGCUACAAGUGCGUCGUCAGGCCUGGAACCACCCUGUUCAUCCCGACAGGAUGGAUCCAUGGAGUUCUGACCUCAGAGGAUUGCAUGGCAUUCGGAGGGAACUUUCUCCAUAACCUUAACAUCGGCAUGCAGCUCAGGUGUUAUGAGAUGGAGUGGCGGCUAAAGACUCCCGAACUCUUUAAGUUUCCUUAUUUUGAAGCUAUAUGCUGGUAUGUGGCCAAGAACCUGCUGGAGACCCUCAAAGAACUGCGAGAAGAUAACUGCCUGCCUCCUGAUUACUUGACUAAAGGAGUGAAAGCUUUAAUUACUGCACUGAAGAACUGGCUAAGGAGAGAGGUCACCGAGUCCGCCAGCGAAGUCCCCGAUCAUAUCAGACCCAACCAUCUCAUUAAGGAGCUCACCAAGGAAAUCCGCUACUUAGAGGAGGAUCAGAGUGCAAAUGCUGGGAGCAAGCCUGUGAAAUCUCAUGGAAGCUUAGCGUGUCCUUCCACAAGAUCGUCUCACGAGAGAAGCUCCCAGAUGCGCAAGAACGGCAGACAGCUUCGGCAUCACCACCACCACCACCACCACCAUCACCACCAUCAUCAUCAUCAUCAUUCGCAUGCGCCCAAAGCUCCUUCCAACCUGGACAUCUUUGAGCAGCAUACUCAGGAGGUUCUGAAGAGACUGGAGAUGAGCCCUUUUGAGGAUGAUUCUUCCUUCAGCCUGAAGGUCAAGUUCAACAAGGUGUCCACGGCCUCCGCCGCAGCUGCUGAGAGUAAGCUGGACAACCACCUGCGUCUUGUGAUGUGCAACGGACGCAUUAUCAGAGACGACAGGUGGCGCGUCCGGAAAAAGAACACGGCUGCCAAUGAGGAAACGGGCGCUCAGAAGAGGUUUACGGUGAAGGUGAAGGCAGUGGUGAAAGAGGAGGAUGAGGAGCAGGAGAUGGAGGAGAUGGAGGAGAUGGAGGAGAAGCAGAGCUGCACAGCAGGUCAUGAGAAGCCCAGUCCUCUUAGAGAGCUGUGUAAGUGGGAGAGCUCAGAUCUCAGGAACGGUGAAUCAGGAUGUGCCGAGGCUUCGUCAGACUCCGAGUCAGAGCGACGUUACACUACGCAGCAAAAGCAGCAAUCAUCAGGAGAAAACUCUGAGAGCUCGUCAAACGAAGAGGAAGAAGAAGAGGAGGAGGAGGAGGAGGAAGUGGUAAGAAAGAAGAUUGUCACACCGCAGAGUACAACAAGCAAGUGCAACUCCAGCAGCGCUACAGAUUCCACCCACGCCACCCAGCAACUCGGACACCACAACAAACCUUAUAAAAGAGACCCUUCUACCUCACCGAGUGCAGAGGAGGACGCUAUUCAGGGCAUGCUGUCUAUGGCAGGGCUGCUGUACCCUCACCCGUCAGAGGAGGGCGCCAGCUCCCAGGAGUCCUGGUGGUCCUGCACCAGCCAUCCUUCCCCUGAUUACAAUGGGAAGGAAGCAGGAGAGGAAAACCCUGAUUCAGACAGCAACUCCACAAUCAGCAGUCAGGACGAGCGGCAGAUGCUAAAGCGCCACAGCAGGGAGAAGCGGACUGACCGGAGCCAGAGGUUACAGGACAAACAGAGCUUCAUGGACAGUCAGGGCAGUGGAAACAGCAGCAGCAGCAGCAGCAGCAGCAGCAGCAGCAGCGAGGCCUGGGGCAGUCACACACACUCACCUAGGGGUGAAGAAAGCCCAGAGUCACGCUAUCAGUACUGCGAGACGUCACUCUCCCCACUUCUGCACCCAAUGAAAAGACCUGCUACAAACCCCCCACCCAUCAGUAACCAGGCCACCAAAGGGAAACGACCCAAGAAAGGUAUGGCCACGGCAAAACAAAGACUGGGAAAAAUUCUCAAGCUCAACAGACACAAACCGUUUUUCGUGUAGCACCGACAGGAGGGGAGAGAGAGAGAGAGAAAGAGAAAGAGACCAAUGUUUUAAUGUCACAGACCCUUGUGUUGUCUGUGAGGGUGUACAGGGUAUUUAAAGAGCACAGUUUCUAAACACUGAAUGUGUCAGAAGCAUGAAGACGGCUGAUGGGCAGAUGGAGUUUGUUCCAGCUUCACUUUUAGCAUAAACGUAUCAUGUAAAGCAUUCCAGAUUUGGUGUUCCGAAGACACAGACUGGAACCGAAGAGGAGGUUGUGCUGACGAUGAGAGCAGUCCUGUAUUAGGCUUCCAUUCUGACUUCCAUUCCUGCUUUCAGCGAGUGACUUCUCGGACGUUCCCGGCUAUGGCGUCUGAGCGAUGAACUUUUUUUUUUUUUUUAAAUGGUGCUUGACUUGUGUCCUACGAGGCCAGUCUCAUGAGGGUGGAGGCUCGGGGGUGAAGCCACCCUCGACUUCCUCUUUCCUCCGUCUCCUCAGCUUAAAAAAUUAACUUUCUGGCAGAUCAAGCCCUUCCCUGCUCAGACUACCUGACCCCUUCGCCUACUCUCCAAGCAGGGAUAAGGCUACAUCUGCUACUUCAGGCAGCAGAUGAGGUUCUCACGCUUUGGGAGUUUUUUGUGUGUUUUUUGUUUUGCUUUUUUUAAAGAAAGCUAUUUUCUUAAAAUUUUUACACCCACAGACUGGUUUACCCGCCAUAAUUUUACAUUGGUGUCAGUAGUCAGGAAUAUGCUCUCUGGCACCCCCUCGUGGUGAACAGAGAUAAAAACACAGGUUUAGGACAGGUGAUAAUGGGAGGAUGGGGGACAUUUUCCACCUAAUUUAUUACAAUUUGUACAUUUCUGGUGCUUGUUUGUUUGUUUUUAUUCGACUUGUUCCUAUUGCUUGUUAAAUGGUGUAUUUAUUAUUGCUGAGCGUGAAUGAUGAUUCUAUUUCAAUGUGAUUGUUGACUUCUUGACCGUGAACAUACAGUUUACUAUAAGAGGAGCGUCGACGCAUUGCAGCAACAUGGUUAGCGUUUCAUAAACUACAGCUUCCUCACAUUUCUUUCAGAUCGUACACUCGACAGAUGCCUGCGUUUAGAACGGAAAAUAGGCUAGCGAUCCUUAAGUAAGCUGCUAGACUCGGCAUUAGACAGAAAAUUCAGUCCUUACUCAUGUUUUAUAAAUAAAACAUCUGUAGAUCUGAAAUUACAGGCGAUAGUGGUCCAGUAGGAGUGCUCGGUAUCGGAUUGGUAGCGUUCUAGUUCAGUAUGCAUCACAGCAUGUGCAGGGGUGCCAGUAAUGCAGGGUUUAGCUGUUACACCGUAAUGAAGGGGAUUCACUGAAGGGGAAUGGGCAUGAAUAGUUUGGCCAUGGAUAUUUUUGCUUUGCUAGGUUUUUAUUCUAGACGACCUCUGUAUGGUCACCGUUCAGUAUUUUAUUUCAGUACGUAAGACCUUCAGAAUUCAUUGUGAUGGUGUAAAGCAGUGGUAAGGUUAUGACCCCAAGGCUGAUUAUUUUCCUAGAACAUCAUGUCCUAAAAUUAGAAUGGGGUUAUGAUGGCCCAUCGUUUAAAUAACAGUAGUUUUUGCAAAUAAUGACGCAAAAUUUCAUGGAAAUACGAAAAGUCUCAAUAUUUUGAGAAUAAAGUCAUAAUGAUGUAUAUAGCGUAUUCAUGUUUUAAAAUGAGGAACGUUGAGGAUUUGAUGUUAUAGUUUCUUUUGUUAAAUGAGAAUUCACAGACCGCGGUCAUCCUCGGUUACAUCGUGCCGUUCAAAAGGAUUGUGCAGACGAAUAAUAGUCCAAAUUAUCCAUCCAUAACCAUCGAUAGCCUUGAUGGCAACCACGGCCUCCGAUUUCCUCUUCAACAAGAGAGACAAUCUUCUCCAAGUUCAUGUGAAACUUUGUUCUAAAUAAACAGAAUGUCCUGCAGAGUUUAACUUUCUAAUAAUAAUAAUAAUCUUCUGAUGCAACUGAAGAUUAAGAAUUUAUUGUCUGUGAAGCACACUUCUUUGUUUUCGUUGUCCUGAGAUGCACCAUUCUCUUAUAGUAUUGUGACUAUAUUCUCUAAUUAUUAGGAAUUUAUUCUCGAAAUAUUCCAAAUAUUACAACUUUUAAUCUCGAAAUACUAUGACAUUAUUCUCAAAUAUUAUGAACUUUUUUUUAAUAUUUUUUAAUAAAUGUUAGAACGUUAUUCUCAAAAUAUUAUGACUUUUGUCUCGAAAUCUUAUGAAUAUUACGACUUUAUUCUCAAAUAAUGUGACUUUUUUUGUAUUGGGACUUUAUUCUUGAAACAUUACGAAUAUUACGACUUUUAUCUCAAAAUAGCAUGCCCCUCAUAAUAUUACGAUUUGAUUCUCAUAAUCUUGUAUUUUUAUUUUUUAAACAGUGGCCCUAAAUCUCCAUCGUACAAAUUUCCUCUUAUACCACAGCAACUUGCCAAGAUGACAUUUUUAUACUUCGUAUAGUGUAGCAUACAAUAUAUACAUCUUAUUGAAAGGAAUAUAUGAUGUACUUGAUGCUCAGCUCUACAAAUGUUGCCAAAUAAGCAAAUAUCUUAGCUGGAGUAUAUUAAGAUGUACAAUACGAGAUAGACAAAAAAUUAUAAAAUGCCAACAUUUCUGUAAUUAUGUAUCGCUUCAAUCCACUUCAGACGUUUUCUCAUUUCCGUUGUUGGCACGGAGACGAGUUGUUGACUUGUUCACCGAUACACACUGAGGUUUGGUUUGGUUAAAUUUGUUUCGUUGCGUGUUUGGAUGUGCUUGUCAGAAGUAUUGGCACCUCUGCAUAUGUUCUCUGUGUUUAUAAUGAGAGCUGCAUAGUGCUUUUUUAUUUUAUUUUAUUUUUAAAAAAUUAUAUAUAGAUCCAGUUAGGAAAGCUCGAUACUCAAUCUCAUCCUGGGGACGACUUCUCUUAACAUCACGUUGAUGUUGCUGCCAAAUUAACAACGUUCCCUAUUUUAAUGUUUGCAUUCCUGUUCUUCUCUCCCCUCUACAACAGUAUAAGCUUUGCUGGCUCAUCAAGCUCGAGUGAAUGGAGAGAGACACACUGUCUGAAUUGGUGCUGAGUAUUGUUUAAAAAAACAAUUAAGACUAACUUUUGUUUCAUUGAUGAUUGGUAUAAUAAUGCAGGGAGGGAAGCGGGGAUUUCGAUUUUUUUUGUCAUAGAAUUGGAUUUGGCUACUCAUUUUUACAAAGAAUUACAAGAGUAUUUAUUUUUCUAAGACAUGUCUUCAUUUGUGUGAGGAGGAAAAAAAGGUUUUGCAACCGCAACCAACAACGUGUGGAUUUUGUUUGUAUUAUUAUUAUUAUUAUUAUUAUUAUUAUUAUUAUUAUAGCUUCACCUUAUUGUGUGUAUACGUGUGUGUGUUUUGUCAGUUUGCCCUGUUUCCGUGUAGUCUGAACAACCUCGGGUAAUUGUCAGGCUCAAGCUCAAGGCCCUGUUUUUGAAUGCCAAAUAAGGACAAUAAGUCCAUUUUCAUCGUCCCUCGUCAUGCUAUACUCUGCCCUGACAACGUCACUGGAGUGUGCAGAGACACGAGGCAGUAUGUGUUCUGUCUGCGUUCAACGGAAACAGUCCUCCCAUUCAACCGUCUUCAUUUGAUCAGUAUUUAUCAGGAAGAUUUUCUUAAACUUUUUCAGGCAAUAAGACUCCCAAAAGCUUCCAGGUAUUUCACGUUUUCCAGUUUUCUCAAAACAAACUGAACUUCAUAAACACUCAGGGCUCAUGUGACUGUUUUUACCACACAGCUUUUGUUCUUUGUUAUUUGGAUGGACUUGCACACACAGGUUUUGACCAACCCAACCCAAGCUUUCAGAGGUGUUGGAUCUACAAGUCAAAGCAAGAUCUCAAACCCCUGUUCACAAGUCGAUGGAAAAAAACAAACAAAAAAAAACAAUGCCAUGAUUCAUCCAGGAUGGAGUCUCUCCGGACGUCACCGGCUGAUUGAGGCUUUAAUACAUGAUUAUGCUUAUCAACAAACAAACCUUUAUUUAUUAUGGUGCUAAUGUAUCCAAACAGUACUCCAGCCAAAGUGUGUGUUCCUGUACUGUUGGAACGAUGGUGUGCAUGAAUUUGAGUUGUGUGUCCCCCCACAACGAGAUACUGCAUUAAUGAAGCCCCCUCACAGCUGUCCCACACUACAAGGUUCCACUUCCUGUCCUGUCAGUAACGUUACGGGGCCGCAGGUGGGAUUCAUCAUCACACAGUACUUUUGCUUGUACAGUAUUUAUUUGGCAUUCUCCUGUUUAUUUUUUUAAUAUCUACUCAGUUUUACACAGAACGAAAGUCGUGUUGGUUCCUAGUUUGGACUUCUUCACUAGUUUUGAUUCCUAAAUGUUUUUUUUUGUUUGUUUUUGUUUUCUUCCUUAUUUAAUUUUACUUCAAAUGUUUGUCACACUGUAAGAAGUUGCAAUGGAGUUUUCGAUAAGACAUUUUUCAGUUGUACAAUGUGGCCUGUACAUAUUAAAAGAUUUAUGAGUGAA